UACAUAUUCAUAUUUAUUGUACCUAAGAGUACCUCUACCUAGGGCAAUAAAUAGUAACGUGCGCCGACCUACCGAGGCAGUCUGUCAUUGAAAAGGUAAAAAUAUUAACGUACCACGCGAAGGCGAACAACAACAAGUAGGAAGGCGAUGAAUCAGUUUGCCUUAUAGUCCUUGUCUUGAAAAUAUAAUAGCGAUAUUUCGCUUUCAUAUCCACGAAAAGCACAACUAAGAAGAACAAGAUGGCGUGGUGUUGUUCUUCGUGGGCGUGGGUGGCCGUUCUGGGGGGCUUCCUCGUACUCGUCGGUGCGAGUCUGCCGUUCAUUCAGCAUAUGGCAAAGGACCGAUUGGCGAACAUCCGGAAUAGUGAUGGCAGUGUUCUUCGGGUCGAGGAGCAAAAGAUUUGGGCGCUGCGCCGCAUCGCGUUCGUCGUCCUGCUGGUGACGGGUACUCAAUGGCUAGGAGCGGCGCUCCGCACGCCUAUUUUCCAAGAGUACGUAUCAGUGGAGAGUGAACGGGUGGCCAGGGAAUACUCAGUGUGGAGCAUUAUCCCGUUGAUCCUUUUCUACAACGUGCUCACCUCCAUCUCACGCCCGCAAACACUCGUCUACCGAAUCUCCUAUGCCUAUGGAGCCGCACUACUCGUAUUUCUAAUUUUUGACAUUAAAAGAGUUUUAAUGGCCAAAAUAUUUGGGAGGGGUUUUUGGAUGGAUUAUUGGGAGGAGAGGGGUCAACCCCCUUCCCACCUUCCUCGCCAGAUCGGAAGCGGCAACGCUUGAAAGCCUCAAAGAAAGCGGCGCAAAGACCGGCACCGCAUUGGUGUGAUUGGCGUCUCGCAGCUCCUCCUUGUGAGUGUGUGGCCGGAGGUCGCGAGCGAGGAACCUCGAGGGGGCCCAACCUGCUGGCAACACCUUCGCACCCCUCUCGCCAAAUGAUUACUGCGCGGCGCCGCGCGGAGGGAGGCAGAAAAACGGGCGAAAGUAAGAGCCGGCCACACGGGUGCGAAGCCAAAGCCGCAGGCGUGCGAUUAGGUCCGCGCCCGCGCGGACACCCCUCGAGGGGAGUGUGGCUGGAGGUUGCGGGCGGUGAAUCUUGCCAAGAAACUAGGCGCCCACCCUCUGGCAACCCCCUCAGGCCCUCCGCGCCCGAUCACAGCCGCCAGCGUGAGGGGGCCGCAAAUAGUUCCAGCCUCGGGGCUGAUCUUGUGGCGUUUCUCUAAGAGGAAAACCGCGGAAGGGCGGGACUGGCAACGCUCACAGCUGAUAAAUAUGCCCCACGCGGGCCUUUAGCUUUUUGCGGGGUCUAGCUGCAUGGGAGGAAUCACCUCAAGCGCGGGACUUUGGUGGCGGCGCCGUGCCAGUUCGGUGGGCUCUGUUGCUUUUCAUCUUGCGGGGGCCGUGGCAUGUUUGUGGGGCUUUGCUGUAGCUUUUGGGCUUGCUCGUGCUGUAUUGGGGUGGGGUGGUCGCGCGGUGUUUGGGGGGCCUGGCUGGGCUGCUUUCGGGGGUUGUUUUUCUCGUGCUGUGUUUGGGGGGUUUUGUCAGGCUGCGUCGCAGGGGUCUUAUUGCGCGGGGGGGGGCGUGGUGUGUUUAGAGGUCGCGGCGUCUAUGUUUGGGGGGAUCGUGGUGCGCUUGUUGGGGUCGCGCUGUGUUUGCGGGGGUUCGUGCUGCGUGUUUUGGGGGUUCGUGGCAUUUCUAGGGGGGUUGUGGUGUAUGUCGAGGGUGAUGUGGUUUUGAGGGGUGGGGGGGUCGUGGUUUGCUUGGCGGGUCGCAGAGCAUUGGGGGGUCGCUUUGUGUUUUAGGGGUCGUGCGGUGCUUCCUUCGGGGGUUUAUUUUGUCCCUGAGGGGCCACGCAGUGCUUAGGGGUUGGCUCGGGCUGUGGCUGCUUAAGAAGUCGGGCCUUGCCUUGCGGGACUGUGCCGCGCUUAGGGGUUACGCUUACGCGGCGGGGCUUUGGGGGUCGUGCGGUGUCUGGGGGGUUGCGUAGUGUCUUGGCGGCUGUCUGCGGUGUGGACGGGUCGUGCUGUAUGCUCCAGGAGGCCCUCUUCAGAGGCGCACGGGGCCAAAUAUCUCAAACUUUCAAUGGAGGAGCUGAGGGAGGCUCCGCCGAAUUCUCCAGCGUUCCCACUUCGCGCGCGCGGUCUCCUUGGCUACCAAGGCCGUGGCUUUUUCAAGUGUGCAGCUUGGAAACCCUUCAAAGGUCGGGGCUUUUCAACCAAUCAACAACCAGCGCAAGACCUUGCGCGCCGCGUCGGCUUAUCGCGGUGCGGCUGCGAAGGCGUAGGACCAUGGAGGCAGCAGGCGCGCGCGUGGUCUCUUUGGCUUCCAAAGCCGCGCCUUCUUCAGGUGUUUAACUUGAAAACCCUUCAAAGAAAGGGCAGGGCUCUUCAACCAAUCAACAACCAGGGCAAGAGCCUCCGCCGCCGCGUCGGCUUAUCGCGGUGCGGCUGCGAUGCCGCAGGGCCAUGGAGGUGGCAGGCGUGCGCGCGCUGUCUCCUUGGCUUCCAAAGCUGUGGCCUUUUCACGUGUUCAACUUGAAAACUUUGCAAAAGUCGGGGCUUUUUAACCAAGCAAGACCAACAACCAGCGCCAGAGGCUUCGUCGCCGCGUCGACUUAUCGGGGGGCGGCUGCGAAGCCGCAGGGCCAUGGAUUCAGCAGGCGCGCGCGCGGUCUCCUGGGUCUCAAACAAAGCCGCGACUUUUUCAGGUGUUCGCUCAACUUCACUCGGAAACCCUUCAAAAGUCGGGGCUUUUCUUCAGCCAAUCGGCAACCAGCGAAGGGCGUUCGGCUUCGGUUCUGAGGGGGCGGGAAGCUUUGGAAUCUGGUGGGGGUUUGCCUUGCCUCGCGAUGAGAUUCUCGAAAAGCAACGCGCUUCUGGUUGGUUUUCUUGUGCGCUUCUAUAGAGGGCGGCCACGAUCUUGAGGGGCUGCGCUUUUUAGCGGGGGCUACGUUGUUCCGGGGGGGUCUUGUUGGGCCCUGGGGGCAGUGCGGUGCUGCUUUUUCAAGCGCUAGCUUUUUUUUGCGGGCCGCUUUUUCCUUGCGGGUCAUGCUGUGUCGGAGUGGUCGCGGGGUGUUGGGGGUGUCUGCGUGGUGGUGUGUCUGGGGGACCAUGCUGAGCUUGAGACUCUGGGGGGCCAUGCGGUGUCUUGGAGGGGGGACGUUUUUACUUCGGGGCCAUGUGGUGUUUAGGCGGUUGCGGGUUUGUUAUUGUUUGGUGAAUGGUCGUGAGGUGUCUGGGGAAUUGUGGCGUGCCUGGGGGGUCGUCGUGGCGUGUUCGGGGGCUGGGUUACGCUUUCUUUCAGUUUCACCGUUUGGGGCCGCUGUGUGUGGGCGCGUGGCCGCGGUGGGUUUCAAGGGUCACGUCGUGCCCUGGGGGCCGUCGAGGGUCUUGGCGGUCGUGCUAGCUGCACGGCUGGGGGGGGUCAUGCGGUGUCUAGGGGCCGUGCUCUGUUUUGGGGGCCAUGACGUGACAUCUUUGGGGUCGUGUAAGUAGAUAUGUUGAUGUUCGGCUUCGGCAGGUGGUCGGGCCAUGCUGCGGGGGAUGGUGGUGCGCUGGGGGGUCGUGGUGUCUGCGUCUCGGGGGUCACUUUCUUUGUGUCCCGGAUGGUGUUGCGCUGGGGGGCCGCGGUUGGGGGGCUUUGUUGUGCAGUGAGUUCGGGGGGCCGUGUGGUGCCAGGGUGGCCGUAGUGUGCUUGGGGGUCCGUGGUGUUAGGGGGGUGAUGUUGUUUCUAGGGGGCCGUGCUGUUUUUUGGGGGUGGUCAUGUGGUGGCUUCACUUAGGAUAGGGGCCGGGCUUUCCCUUCGGGGUCAUACUUUUAUUUUCUCCAGGUAGUCACGUGUUGCGUCUGCGUGGUCGCAGUCAGUGAGAUUUGAGGGGGUCAUGGUGUGUCGUUGGGGUAAUGGUGAGUCAUAGUAGGCGGGGCGCUUUGCUUUUGUGAUCGUGCUGCGUUUUGGUGGCCAUGCGGCUGCGCUUUGGUGGUCAACAUGUGAGGCAUUAGCAUGGCUUGCUUUUGCCUGGGGGUCAUGCUGUGUUAUGGUGGUCGCGGUGUGUUUGGGGGGUCGUGGUGUGUCUUGGUCGUCGUUGUGGCGUGUUCGGGGCGGUGGUAUCGUGCUUUUCGGGGUCUUGCUGUGUUUUGGGGUCCAUCUCCAUGUUGUGCCGGGGGUGCAUUGCUGCGCCUUGUUGGGUCUGUGCUGUGUUUUGGAGGGCAUGGUGUGUCUUAGUGGUCGUGUUUUGUUUUGGGGUCCACCUUGCGCCCGGGGGUCGUGCUGCGUUUUUGGGGCUCUCUUGAGUUUUCGGGCUUGUCGUUGUUAUGCGGCGUCUUUGGGGUCGUGGGGUGGUAUUGGGGGAUCGUGGUGCCCCUUCGGCUUCGGGUCGUGUUGUUUCUAGGGGGCUGCGUUGUGUGGGGGGGACGUGUUGUGUUUUGGGGUCGUGCUACGUCUUAGGGGUUGCGCGUGGUCUUGGGGUCAGGUGGUGCCGGGGGGGUCCGUCGUGGGGUGCUUCGAGGGGACUGCGGUGCCCCCUUGGAGUUAUGGGGCCGCGCUGUGUCCGUGGGGCUGGGGCCGUGCUGAGUUUUCAGGUCUUGCUGUGUUUUGGGGGCCGCGCUGAUUUUUGGAGCCAUGCGGUGCGUCUGGGGGGCGGUGAGGCGCUUGGGGGGGAUCGUGGUGCAUCUUAGGGCCAUGCCUUUUUUAGCAGGGGGGUCGCGUUGUGUCUCGCUCUCGGCCUCGGGGGUCGUGUGUUGUCUGCGGGGUUGCUUUGUGUUUUGGGGACCCGUCUGUAAUUUUUUCGGCUGGGCGGGGGGUCACGCUGUGCCCCAGGGGUCGCGCUCGUGCUGUGUUUCCUUUUGGGAGCCUUAGUGUGUUCUUGCUUGGGGGGGCCGUGGCGUGUCUGGGUGGUCGUGGUGUCUUUGGGUGAUCGUGGGGUGCUAGUUUGGGGAGCCGUGUUGUCUUUGGGGCCUCAUGUAUUGCCUAGGGGGCGCGCUGUGUUUCGGGGUCUGUCGUGCUCGCUGUGAGUGUUUAGGGGGUGGGCCGUGUUGUGUUUGGGCUUGGGGGGGCCGUGGGGUAUUUUGGGGGCUCGCUGAGGUGGGAUGGGCAGUCCCAGCUCGCUGAGCCAAAGAACGAGCCUGGGGACAGCUAGUUUUUGGCGAGAUUGCGGGCAGCUCAGACCGGACUGACAGGCCCGAGCGGCCAAAGCUGGCAAACUCUGUGCGCAAGCUGGGUGGGGCCAGCGAGGACGGGCAGGGCGCCAGGGCUUCGGCAGGCUCAUCGAUGUCGAGCGCCUUCUGCGGCAUUGGCAACAUUCCCGGCGCGUGUGUGUUCUCUUGGCGCGUCUCAAUGGCGUGCGACAUUCCGCGCGUAAGGGUUCUGGAUCGGUUGCAUGGGCUGCUUCGGUCUUUGUUCUGUCUUCUUCAUCAUCUCACUCGACGGCGGGCGGCCGCCAGGCGGCGGGCGUUCUGUGCCCGUGCUUUCUUUGUCUUUGGGGUUCAGCCGCUUUUUUUUUCCUUCUCUUAUAUACUUAUUUCUAUUUUUUCUUUGUGGUUGUGCUGUAGUAAGUUAUCAACGAGGGGCCGCCCACGGGGCGACCCCGGUUUCUUGUAUUAAAUAUAUGGACAAUCAUGUUUAAUUUUUUGACAUGUACAAAUGCAUUUUUUUUAUUCGCUUUAUUGUUUCCUGUUAUAGAAGUAUUACAUCUACAAUCAACAUGGUGGGCUGCAUUAAUUCUUAAGCAGAAUAUAGGCGUGCUGGUACGUUUGUUAUGUCCUUCUUGCUCUGUUGUUCGUUGCUCCUUUACGCCGAGGGAACACCGUCCGAGACUCCUCUGCCUCUAGUGCGAUAACCAUGCUCUUCAUUACGACAUCGAUAUCUUCGGGAUGCUGGUACUUACAAUGUCGACAAUAACAGCACGGAAAUCCACGACCACGACAGGUACUGGCGUUGUACAUCGCGCGGCUCGAUGCAAACGGCGGCAAGAACGGGGUGCGUGCAUUCGAUGAUCCUGAUGGAGGGCAGUAUCAUGGCUGCUUGUGGAGCGUAACUUUUCGUCAUUUCAUGUUGUACCUCUUUUUUCUGGUGGUCGAGACGAGAUCUGUGAUCCUGAACGGCAUGGUCAUGUCCUUUCUGCAACUGUACAUGGGUGCAACCAAUAAAACGUUUUCUGUCGCUGUCUUCGCCUUCAUGAACUUCUGGCAGCAGAUAGGAAUCAUGACGUUUCUCUUUGGCGGAAGCAUCAGUCGCUACAUGAGCAUCGAUGUCGGGGACGGCGCCGCGAUCUCUGGGUCAGUCGUGCUCACCAUUGGGAUAGCGGUCUUCACGUUCCUGAUUGCCGAACUCUCCGUGCCUGCCUACGACGCUCUCGAGAUGCUAAAACUUCGGGAGGAGGCCGAAAAUCCUGACCUACCACCGGAGGCCCGCGCUGGAGGUCUGCAGAGUCAAGCAAAAACUGCGACAUACAGUUAUGGUGCAGCGGGCUCGCAGACGUCAACGCUGAUCCCCGGCAGCGCACGCGGAACGGUCAGCAAUAUGCCAGGACUAAACCGCGAUAUGAAUGCCGCAGACGCCGAGCCUGCAGCAGCGCUGCAGCCGUUUGGAGCCGGCAGAACAAUUGCUGGUAGCAGCAGCGCUCGCAUGUCCUACAGCGCUCGUGCUCGAGGCGCGUCUUUCGAGAGAGAACAGCAAACAAACAUUAAGGCACGAAAGAGGUCUAUUAAGCUAUCGGAUAGAUACGUGUGGAUCUCUAUCCGAGAACAGGUUGACAUGUGUUGAUAAUAAAUUUGAAGCAUAUGAAGCAUAUAAAGAAAAGCUCAAGAAUUGUCGAUCUCUAAAGAAUGCCUGUACGGCGGUCUCGUGCAGAACCAUUCGCAGGGAGCUUAUGGUCCCUUACCCACCGAUGGGAUGGAAGCGAACAAGGACGAUGCCGUAAACACUGGAGAGCUUGGCGCUGCAGGAGACCGUCUGGAACAAGACGGAGGUGGUGUCGAUGGUAAUAAUUUCGGGAACAGGCUGAAUCACCACGACUCCUCUAGCGAAACGAAGAGGGACGAACCUGUGUCCGCGAUGGACCGAGUGAGCUCUCAGUUGUCUUCAUUACACGCUUACAUCGUCAAAAUGGGUUUAUCUUCGGGCGCAUCGCUGGACAAGGAGACGCUUGCCGGGGGAGACGUACACAAGACGACUCUGACGACAAAAUCCAAGUUCUGGAGCGCCCUUAAGCAACAGGGUUAUAGCAGUGUAGAGGGCUUACUGCUCCUGCUGAGCCACAGCUACGUGUUCUUGCUAUUCAUAGUAAGCUACAGCAACCUCCCGAUUCGGCAGAUGAUAGACAUCCAACUCGCUGUGAUUCUCGCGCAUAUUUAUCCCUGUCCGCCAGAUGGCGGAGACUCGCUUUCAGGUUUAUGGAAGAUGACAAGCUUUCUGCACACUGAUUUUUGUUUUUUUAAAGUUCUCCUCUUACCUGUUCUAGAAGUUUCACCAGAUGAAAAAUGAGAAUCAGGUUGUUCUCGUAGUAUUUUUUGGGCGUGAUGGAAGUCGUGUGUAUCUAUUGCCAUACUUCUAGUUCCCGCAUAUUCCAAAACCAAUGUCCCUCGUCUCUCCCUUCAUCGUUGCCAAGCUGCUCGCAUAUGAAAGACGAAAAGCUGACGUUGAUGACGGCAUGUGGUCUUUUUGCCGGUGCGUUGAACGCAGUGGUUAACGUCGUUUGCACACAGCAGCUAGUGAAGAAAUUGGGCGUAAAAUUCACGCUAGUUCUGAACCCGCUACUUGCUCUGCUCACACUUUUCGUUUUCGUCUUCUCCGAAGGGUGCUCAAUGCACCAUAGCUGGGUACAAGUAAACGACUCGGCACAUUUCAGCUACACUGAGAGCUUUGUGCCAUGGAAUGAUCGCGCAAGUGCCAAAGAUGGAGCGGUACGACAAGCUUUAGAACGCAUUUCUUCGAAGACGAAGCAAAAAUACACUUUCACGCAAUUUUUAACUCCAUGGACUAGAAGUAGACCUCAUGAAUUUGAAAUUGUACCUCCUGUUGUACUUCUACGUAGAGCACGAGAUGAAUUACUUCUGAGUUUGAUGUUGAUGAACUCGGACCUGUUGCAUUCUCUCUCUGGUGCUCGCCGCAGCGAAUUCUACUUUCGCAACUUUUUAUUCUUCAGGUAAACCGGUUGACUGAAAUAUCCAAGCGUGGUGGUGUCGUCGAGUUUGCACCAGGUGGUGUGAACUCGUACAACGGUCGUGUGGUCGCUUAUGAGUGGGCCAAGCAUCUCGAGCCGCAGCAAGUCUUCGCACCCGUGGGUCCUCCACCAAAAGGCCCGCAACAAGUGGGUCAGAAGGAAGCGGGAGCUGCUGGAGAUCAGAAAGAUGGCAAGGAUUUUUUGCCGUUGGUAGAUGCUGAAGGGCGUGCAAACUACGAAAUCUUAACGCAUCUUCAGCAGGACGCUACAAAUCUUAAUGGAUGCGCGCAACUGUGCAGCAAGCACUACCACGAUUGCGAGUACCUUACUUUCAACACUGCAAGCGGGAAAUGCACCAUGUUCGGAAAAACGCGACUGUCUGACCGCGCAAAAGCAGUGCACCAACCUCUCGACCAAGCUGUGUGGGCGGGCACUGGGCAAGGGUACUACACGAUUGGUUCACCCAGAACGUUCGAGCAGGUCGCAGCGGAGGUCCAGAGAGGAGGGGGUGGCGCGCUUGUCAUCGUCAUGAACCGAUCGGUGAAUCAAGUCAAAGAAAGCCAAAAACCAGGUAUUAGUAGAACUUAUGAAGUUCAUCAUGUGAAAAUAUAUUGUAACGCGUUUUCAACUACAAAUCUGCUAUUCACCGUUUCACAAAAAAAAGUUUUCAGUAUAUGUGAGUCCAGUCUUUUUUAGCAAAACUAGAACACGACAAAUGAAGCCAAUCCCAAUCUAAACGAAAUGAACAGACGGAACACCAACUGCGGAAGCAGAGUCGUUGACGAUCUUGACAGCGAUCAUCCCAACGAGAUCAUGGAGUGAUGAGCUCGCCCAUGGAAAAAACCUUGAGAGUAUGGAACGCAUGCGUGGCAACACUUGGGGUCUCUCCGCCUUUCAGCGAUACAUAUUUAUCGCAAUAUUUUGGAUGCUUUGGUCCGCGGUCCACUUCUCAGUGUGCAAUCCAACUAUCGCUCUGCUGACUUUGAGAACAACGGCUAAAGUAAAAGUCAAGGCCAAGAGUUGGAGCAACAGGUACAAAUGUUGCUUAUUUUCGGGAUUAUGACAAGAAUUAUCUUCACAAUGAUAUUCGUAGGUUAGACUAUCUAUUCUUCCUUGAUGAGUAUCACGAUGAUAGCUGCAGAAGUCAAGUGCAAAGUACUGCUAGUGCAACUCGUCCUUGUAGUAAAAUACACAAGAACUCAAUUUUGAAUCCUGUCCUCCUCCUCGUUUGCUUGGAGCAUUGUCGUUGUCCGUCUCUUCUCUACCAGUUUCGGGAACAACCUGAUGAAGAUGCUGGGCAAUCGAGGAAACAACAUUUUCAAUGUGCCGCUCUUCAUGGCGGUGCCGUCCUUGAUUGGCGGAUGCAGCUGGAUCCUGUUCUGGCUCGUUUGUGCUAUGGUGUUGGGUUCCAUGUAUCAAGGGCUGGAAGAGCGCGACGAGUAUGUCGGUGCGGAUCCUGUCUACAUGGACCCUGAGGAGAGCGUGAGUGAGGCAGGAGACCCAGCUGACGGCAGGCGCGGAGACAACGCGUCGGGAACUCUGAUGAGACGCAGCACGAAUUGAUGCAUAGAUACUAUAUGAUUAAACAAGUGGUGUACUUGGUUAUGGUUAGAACAAUUAUAGGCAUCAUAUUUCGUCGAAAUGCAGACAUUCCUAAUUUACAUGUAAUAAAGGCAGGCUGUUGCUAGAGACCCCAGUAACCCUCUGAAUAGAAGUAAAAGUGCAACAAGUUGUGGUGAACGACACGUCAUCAGCAUAAGGAUCAGGUAUAUUUCAUGCUAUCACACGUUCAUAUUUAAACACAGAUUUAGAUUUAGAACGUUGCAAAAUAGAAAGACACGAUACUCAUACGCAUAGUCUGUACUGGGUCACGAAAUAAGUAUGUAGUAGUUUUGCGCUAAUCAUAAUCCUUAUCAUGACUAAUAGUUGCAAGUGAACUGCUCGAACGAAAGAGUUAGUAGCUCAGUAUCAAACGCGAACACGAACUGCAGUAGCAGUCCAACUUCAAAAAGUAAAUCAUUUACUAGCGAUAGCAAACAAGUUCGAAGAACUACAAACGUUGUUUUUCGUUUAAUGUUACGUAUUUAGAGGGAUAAGCUUGAGUUCUCGACCGUAGUUCGUGAAAUUAAAAAACUAAAUAAGCGCCGGGAGUACCUUCAUCGUAUCUGCUGUUGGUGCUUAGUGUCUUGUUCUUUUGAAAAUAACAAGGGUGACAGUGAGUCAGGUAUGAUCUGCAAGAAAUGACCUAUCAUAGCGCAGGACAUUAUUGGGAUCACAAGUUUAGCCUAGAGGCGAAUGAAUUUGAAGACCAACUAGAAUCAUAGAAGCACUCAUAGCAAGCAAGUUACCAUCUAUCGUAAGAGAACGACCAGUAACAUGAACUGGAACGCCAGUUUUACUCCAAACGUGAUCCUUCUUCAUCACUACGGAAUUGCUUCAUGCUUGCAGUACCCCUGGCACAAAAAUUUGAGCUUUCCCCAGAGUGAAACGACUUCGAAGCUUCAAGCGGAAAACAUACUUAAGGUUAAGCGAAAAAGUAU
Amoebophrya sp. A25 is the source of this 10691-nucleotide messenger RNA. Lineage: Eukaryota; Dinophyceae; Syndiniales; Amoebophryaceae. The record is from the annotation of a GenBank genome assembly.